CGCAGACGGCUUGGCGGCUCAUUUCGGAAUACUAUUUACAGACGCGCUUCGUCUUCUUUUCGACAUCUUGUGUCCUUUUUUUACGGAGUCCUGUUCUUCCCAUUUUUGUCAUCUAUUUGGCGCAGAUUGGUGUCCUGGCCCCAUCCCGGACGGAAUGAAAACAGAGGAGACUCGAUCGUGCCUGCAGCAAGCUCCAUCAGCUUUGGCUUACGGAUUGGAAGGGCGUGAAGUCUGCGCUGGUUGUGACAACCCCAUUGCUGACCGCUUCCUGCUGCGAGUCAACGAACGCUCCUGGCACGAGGGUUGCGUGAAGUGCACGGUGUGUCUGCAAGCCCUCUCUGGCACCUGCUACUGCCGGAACCGACUCCUCUACUGCAAACACGACUACGAGAAGCUUUUCGUGACCAAGUGCAGCAACUGCUUGAAGGUGAUCAACCCGUCCGAGUUCAUCAUGCGCGUUCUCGAGCACGUCUACCACGUGAACUGCUUCUGCUGCUGCGAGUGCGACCGGCGGCUGCAGCGGGGCGACGAGUUUGUGCUCAAGGAGGGUCAGCUGCUGUGCCGGGGCGACUAUGAGAAGGAGAGGGAGAUGCUGUCGGCUAUCAGCCCGACCCCCACCGAAUCAGUUAAGAGUGAGGAUGAAGAGGGUGGCCAUUCCCAAGGCAAAGGUGGAGAGGAUGGGAAGGAGCAUAAGAGGUCUAAAAGGCCGCGCACCAUCCUGACAACGCAACAACGGCGGGCGUUCAAAGCAUCCUUUGAAGUUUCUUCCAAACCUUGCAGGAAGGUUCGAGAAACACUGGCAGCAGAGACAGGCUUGACGGUCCGUGUGGUCCAAGUCUGGUUUCAGAACCAGAGAGCCAAGAUGAAGAAGAUUGCUCGUCGCCAACAGCAACAGCAGCAGCAACAACAGGAGCAGGAACAGAUGGGGGCAUCCAGGCGUGGGCCAAGUAGAGGGGGCAGACAGAGCAACGAGGACAGCGAAGAUGGCUCUAGCAUUCACGGUCUAGAUGGGCUCAUGACUCCGUAUUCUACCAUGCCUCGCCAGCAGUUGUUGACCCUGGAUCAGAAUAUUUACGCCAGCGAUUCCUUUCGGCAAGGCCUCACGCCUCCCCAGAUGCCAGGGGAUCACUUGCACCCCUACGAUUCGGAGUCUGUGUUCCAUGACUUGGACAGCGAUGGCAGCCUGGGACACCUCGGCGACUGCCUGAUAGCAACAGCAGAGACUGGACUACUGCAAGCACGGGUGGGAAACCCCAUCGACCGGCUCUACUCCAUGCAAAGUUCCUACUUCACAUCAUGACAUGCAGAAUGGGGGCCACUCAGGUGUAGGACAGCCCGUGCUGAACAGCGGCCUGAUGGCCUGCACGCACUGGCCCUGCCUAGUAUGGUGUGUUAUGGCAGCACUUUCUCUUUGCUAGACCAGUUCCCACUGACAACCAGCAGACUUCAGAAUUUAUUUUCUCCACUCGCUUUCAUCCAACUGCCUUUUGGACAAGGGGCUGCACCAUAUGAGACAGGGUGAUGGUCACGCUUAUCCAGGGUGGAGUGCCGUUGGCUUUUGUACAUACAGUGUAUUUUUGUUGAGUCCGCCCAUUUUCAAUGUUACUGAACUCUUAAAACACUGCCUCGCCAGUUAAAGGGUUUAAAUGCCACUUGACUGACUUUGGGAUGAGAGACCAUCCAGUUUGCAAAGGAUUCUAGUUUAAUGAAUGGAGUCUGCAAAUUUGAGCUUUGGAACUAGAUAACUGAAGUAAAAAAAAACUUUCUUGUUUUUCCUUAGAAGAAUAAUAGACAGGUAAUCUAGAUAUGUGAUGAUCCAUAUGUGAUCUUUUCUGGCUGUUGCUCCUCGUAUGCCACCUCCUUUUCCUCUUAUUUGAGCUCCAUUUCCCUGGGUUUCCUCUCAGCAUGUUAGAUCAAUCUGUCUUGCUCUUUGAACUCUAAUCUUGUCACCUUGGUCUUCCUGUCCAAAUCCUAAUCCCCAGUCACCUCCACCAUACGCCAUACCAUGACUCUUGAAUGUAACUGUUAUGGAUUAAGAGUCCCAAAGCACUAAAGUUCCAAAGCACACUCCCAAAAAUGCUCCCUAGAGGGGGAAAUCCCAUCAAAAACCCUGGCUAAAUAUAAAAAGGGCCAUGUAGAAUUUUUAUAAAAAUGCAAGAUUUAUUAUCAUAAAAAUGCGCUGUAAGUACUGUUUGGGCGGAGUGGUGGCUCUGAGGCUAAGGAUCUGCGCUGGUAUCCCGAAGGUUGCCGGUUCAAAUCCCCAUCACUGCCAGAAGAGAUGCUGGGCCCUUGAUGCCAGGGGCAUUGUACAAUGGCUGACCCUGCACUCUGACCUCAAGGGGUAUGCAAAAACUAACCAAUUCCUCAUAUGAGAAAUUGUAUAAGGAGAAAUAAAGAAUAAAAAAAAAAGUAUGUAAGGCAAAAAGGAGAUGCCAGCAAGACCAAUCCAAGGCAAACAAGUCCCAAUACUCAAUCCAAUGGCAAAUCAAAAAAACAGAACAAAAUGGUCCAAAACUCCAAAGCAUAGUAAAAACAAAAGUAAGACCCUACAAUUUUAUAAAGAAGAGGGCAGUUCCCGCAAGUGACUGGCAGGUGGCCCGACCUCUUGGGGAACCACCCACAAAACACAUGGUACAUGACACUGGCAAAGCAAAUCCACCAGAAAAAUAUCAAAGGUAACGCUGAUAUAAAAAAAAAUGGUUUAACAAAAAAAAAACGAAAAAGGAUGUAAAACAUGGAUUUGAACCCCAGCCUGGGGAGGAAGCCUGACUGGAACAUAACAGUAACAACCAUUUGUAUCUCCAGAUAAAAACUGUGUCCCCCCAGUCUAUGUACCUGGCCAUACAGUCAACUCGUGUUUCCCAGACUUCAUUCAAAUAUAAAGCACACGUUAAUAACAGAAAUACAUUUGGUCCACGCACGGUCAACUCAAGUCACAGAGAGGCCAUUGAGCCUGUUAAUAGGGAUGUCCAUGCCUGGUCUACUCAUUCCAGGUCCUAGAUGUUACCCCACCAGCUCAGGCUCCAUUUAUGACAUUAAUGUGUCACGUAGCCUUGUCCAGCUCGGGUCACCUUAGAUUAAAAUAAAACUGGUGACUCUAAGGCCAUGUCACAUUACAUGACUUUUCCAGUGAAAUUCAGUUGUAGCCUUCAUUUACAUAAUCCUAGCAAGUCAAAAUAAUUACAUAAUUUGGCCUUCAUUUACAUAAUCCUAGCGAGUCAGAGACAAUUGUCGACAUGCACCCAUGAAGCUAGUUGUGCAUUGUGACAUGCCCAGCUACUCAGUCCAACUGGUCAACAAAUCACCUCGAUAAAACCAAACCGAUUUGAUUUGUCGCAGAGUGGUUUUGAGUACAUGAGAGCUGACAACUAAUGAGCGUCCACCUGAAAGUGCAGUGUAUAGAAUGCAGUAAUGACGAAUAUGGAACAUGGGACCUUAAUGAAUAAGAAACAUAUAUGGCUGAUGUCUCAUGUUUUAUGUACCACGACGUAAUGGAAAAAAGAAAAAAGGGCAGAGACUGGGGCUGAACUCACUGCACCUGUUAACCCUUCAUACAACACUGGCUUCAUCAGGCAGCGCGCUAUUGGCCGUCACAAAAAGGGGUGAGGCUGACUGUGCUGGAAGGCGGGAAGCUCAGUCACUAAAUUUGAACACGGCCAGUGAUUUUCAGUCGCUUAAAUUGACGUGGCCCAUCGAUGUGAACAGUCGACAAGGACCACAGUCUGGGUGUGUGUGUUUGGGGGGUUAUGGAGAACUCCAGAUAAGAGGAGGGUGUACUGAAAAAAAAAAUUGUGUGGAAACAGCCUGUACAGUAUUUAUGACUUUUCCUUCAUGUCAUCUGUUAAAAGGUUACCUAAAUCUUUCUUUUUAAAAAAGAAAAAUGCAGAACCUUUGACAUUAGUUUGUCUUGGUCUUAACUCAUUGUCUUUUUUAACUGUAAAAAAAAAAAUAAUGAAAAUGGUGAAACUUUUGUAUUCUUAGUGUGUGUUGAAAAUACUGAGUAUUUAACUAUUUAUGUCGACAUGAUGUAUGUUCUGUAGAUUUUCUGCUUGACAUUUCAAAUAGAUGGUUUAACACAA
Messenger RNA from Polypterus senegalus (gray bichir), 4079 nucleotides. It is a transcript of the gene lmx1al, whose product is annotated as LIM homeobox transcription factor 1, alpha-like. NCBI's taxonomy places the organism in Eukaryota, Metazoa, Chordata, Cladistia, Polypteriformes, Polypteridae. Gene Ontology annotation, cellular component: nucleus. Gene Ontology annotation, molecular function: DNA-binding transcription factor activity, RNA polymerase II-specific; RNA polymerase II transcription regulatory region sequence-specific DNA binding. Bases 155 to 1300 code for a protein of 381 amino acids. Gene Ontology annotation, biological process: regulation of transcription by RNA polymerase II; neuron differentiation. The transcript is spliced from 9 exons. The record is from RefSeq and is a predicted model, not a curated record.